Messenger RNA from Papilio machaon (common yellow swallowtail), 743 nucleotides. RefSeq lists its product as uncharacterized. NCBI's taxonomy places the organism in Eukaryota, Metazoa, Arthropoda, Insecta, Lepidoptera, Papilionidae. The transcript has 3 exons. The record is from RefSeq and is a predicted model, not a curated record. The coding region runs from base 24 to 743 and encodes 239 amino acids.
CAACGUAAAGACGUUGUUACAGCAUGCGGCUUGUUUUGUUGAUACUCGCACUCGCAACAGCGUGCCUGGCGUAUUGCCCUAACCCUGAUACCUCUGGAUUUAGAAACGGCGAGUGGCAACCCAAUAAUGUUCUAAUAAAAAUGUUUAACUUCUUUUACGACAGUAUAGCUCUAACUACAGCGGACACUUGUUCAUCACAGAAGCGUUUCAUAUCACUGUACGUGUUAGCUAAGACGUACUUUUUGUCGUCCAAUGAUACGAACUAUGAGCGAGCUAUCGCCGAGGGAAGGCGUAAAGCGGAAAAACACCUUAAGCAAACGUCCGCUGCGAUUGCAGGGCCCUUCCGAGGACUUGUCGACAGCUUCCUCUCUAUCAUUGAUCAGCCUGUGAACGAUGUGCUAGCUAGCUGCAAACCGGAUACCUAUCAAGAUGAUUGCAGAGCUAAUCUCGAUGACUACCGAGCGAGAUUAGAAAAAGAAUGUAAAGGUUACCAUAACAACGUAGCAGUCCAUAGUCGUCUUACCAAAUGGGCUAACAGACAAGAUGCUAUCGAUCAUAUAGAAGAUCUCGUACACGCCAGUAACACAAUGAGGGGUGAUAAUGCAGUUUUAGACUACUUCCAGAAAACUUCUGCUAUGAAAUACAAAGACGCCUUAAAGGAACUUCAAGGUAUAGUGCAGCAAGUGAAGCAUGGUGUCUUCAAUUGUAAUGCUUUUUCGUUCGUUAACAUUCAUUGCUUAUAG